Molecule: messenger RNA, 396 nt
Organism: Pocillopora meandrina
Lineage: Eukaryota; Metazoa; Cnidaria; Anthozoa; Scleractinia; Pocilloporidae
Source: the annotation of a GenBank genome assembly
AUGACUGCUCAUACCGUCCCUCUUAUCUGUGGCCCUUUGACGAAUCAAGCCGUACAGUUUGCUUAACAAUCAUAAAGUCAUCUGGCAGACAUGAAACUUGCAGAUCAACCAUCCCAAGACUGUGGUUUAGAAGUAUGUGCCUUAGUUGGCAACGAUUUCUAUUGGUCUUUCUUCACUGGAGACACGAAACGGGGGGAAUCAGGAUCUGUGGCGAUGAUGAUGAGUCUUGGAUGGGUGUUAUCUAGUCCUUUGCCCCCAAAAACAGGUUCAGAUACUGACGAUCGUUUAGUCACAAGCCAUACCUUGCGGCUAGACACCUCCUCAUGUGACGACACUGUUACCGAAAAGAGAAUUUACGAUCGGCUGCUGGAACAAGUGAAAAAUUCUGGGAGUUAG